AUGGACUGUGCUCAUCUGUGUCUUCGUGAGAAUGGUCAAUGUCGAUCAGUCAAUUUUUAUCAAACACUAAGUGAUGAGGGUAAACCAAGAUUUAAUUGUCAGCUGAAUAACUCAACAAAAGAAAAAUUUAUUCAAAAGUUUGUAAGAAACCCUUCGUUUGAUUAUCUUGAACCAAAAGAGGUAUAGUGUUACCGAUUAAAAUACUUUGCUGAUGUAGUUUCACGUUCAAUUGCACUUUUUCUUAUGUGCAUGCAUUAGUAAAUAGGCUAGUUUAUAAAUGCAUGUCAAACCUUAUGUACAGUAUUACCACUAUUCUUGUGUUUCCAAGCCGGUUUAAAUAAAAGCUUAAUCUGUAAUCCAACUUGUACUUUUAACCAGGAUCUUAGCUAAUAUUUUAUAUUUGUGUCUGUAUACUUGCCAAUUACCCAGAAUAGCCAAAUGCACGGCACUUGUUACACUAGCCAACAAUAUAUAGACUAUGCCCGUGGUUGUUCUACUCUAUGUUUUACAACCAAACUCGCAAAUGGCACAUUCAUGGCAGUCGCCAAGAGGCUUAACCAGGGGGGGGGGUAUCGUAUCUCCUGACAAAAUUUGAAAAUUUACCGACAACAUUGAAAUAUUGAAAUAUUUCUUUUUCUCAAACAUUUUGGCAAGCAAGAGAGCUAGGAGGGAGGUGGGGGCGCUCAACAUAAAAAAUUUUACCGACAUUAUAUUUGGGGUUUUUUUCGUUCAACGUUUACCGUUAUUCCCUUAAGUUCUCCUUCAAUGUUCGUACAUUUCUCCAAGUUUUAGCAACAAUCAGUAGUUUUUAUAAUCACUGCCACUCAAAUAUUUUAGUUAUUUUCUUUCCUAUCAAAUUAACCAAAUUAUUUCAUUAACCUCCCUUUUUCGGUCUUUACAGAGAAAUAUCGGACCUCGGUCUUUUUGUACAAACCUCACCGUAUAGGGGCUCAGCCCAAAGAGUGUUUCCGUGUUCUCCAAAAUUAUCCUGAACUGGUGGGGGGUGUUUACAAUAUUAUAUUUUGGAAAUUCUAAAUUUUUUUUGUGUUUUUCUAAUAAUUGUGGUACAAGCAUUCAAAAUUAUGCUGAUUUAAAAAAAAUCGCCGUUAGUAAUAUAAAAUGGUCUCAGCCCCCCGGAGCCCCCCUCCACUACACCACUGGGAAAUUCUCUCUUUCUUAAGUAGAAACAUUUUACUUUAUCAACCUAUAUAUACGACGUUUUAUAUAAGUAAUACCCAAUGGAACCGCGCUCGUUUUAUCUUGCCAUGUUUUUCGGGUAGUCAUGCUACGGUACGGCACUAACCCCCCAGCUAUUCAAAAAGAGUACUCGCUCAAGGGAAGCUGAGAUUGAACCUCCACGCUUUGAGUGUGAGCGAGUUUUCAGACUAAAUACAGGCGUAUGUCUCGUUCCUUCUGAUAAGCCAUUUUUUUAUCGUAGAUCGUGAAUGGUGUUCUGGUUCCAAUGUACGCCUCCACAGAAAAUAAAGGUAAUCUUCGGACUUUCACACGAUUGUGGUAUUGUUAUAUUUGAGUGCCAAUUGAGAAAGUAAAAACAAAAAGCCUUGUUUAAACUGCAUGCUUCUGCCUACUGAUUUGGUGCGACUAGUUAACCCACUCUAGAACUUCAUGAUCAGUCUGCAAUUCCUAUAUCAUGGAAACCAGAAAUUGUAGAAUGCAUGCACUACCAAUUGUUUGUUGAAAUAGUUUCACAAAGAGCAUAUAUAUAACGUAUAUUUAAUUUGUUUUUCUAGUCUACAAAAGCUGUACUCAACUAUACAAGGAAGGUGUAAGAAACAAUGGUAUCUAUAAUAUCGAACUGGAUGGGAAAGGAACGUUUUCAGUAAGAUGUGAUAUGAAAUCUUCGGGAGGUGGGUGGACAGUCUUUCAAAGACGUUUUAACGGGAGUGUUGACUUUUACCGAAAUUGGACAGAUUAUAAGAGUGGUUUUGGCGAUUUGAGUGGCGACUUUUGGCUGGGUUUAGAUAGGAUUCAUCAAAUGUCUAAUAACAUUGAGAAUGUUUUAAGAAUUGAAAUGGAGGAUUUUGAAGGAGAGAGACGUUAUGCCCAAUAUCGUCUGUUUCAAGUUCUUAAUGAAUGCGAGCAAUACAAAUUGAUUAUUGGAAAUUAUUCAGGUUAGUCUUUUGGAUAUAAUUAUGUUUCUAAGAUGACAUACCGGCCACGAGAUGAUAAAGAUCUAUUAACGCUCCCAUCACUGUUUAAACUGGGAGGGAAUUUUGGCUGUGAAGUUCUCCGUGACCGCCAUAAAUAUAUUAAAUAUAUUGUAACUCGGAAUUACGAACUAUAUAUAAUAGCUGAAAGUCAUAAACAUUUUCGGUUAUAUUAAUACAGCAUCAAAAAUACUAUAAUUCUGCAAGUGUUAUAUAAUAAUUUGUGUUAUUGUUCACUCGGUAAUAUGAUAUAUAAGGAUGAACGGUUCUCGAGUGAGAAAUAUAUUAUUUAUACAGGGUGUAUCAAAAAAAACUGAACAGAUUUAAAAUUGCUCUCAAUUUCGCAAAACAGCUAUUUGUAUCCGGUUUUUUAUAUAUAUAGCCUCUUUGGGUACUUAUAAUGUAGAAUAAUGAGAAAAAUUUCUCGAUUGUGAACCAGGGGGGUGUGUCUUUUCCAACAAAUUAAAAAUGGCUCGCGCACAAAAUUUAAAAGCUGCAAUCAUAUUUUGAGUUAACAGAUGGAAAAUUUGUCGGGUUUUUAAUUACUGUACAAAAUUUCAGACAAUUUGGUUUAGUAUAAGCCACUUAACUAUUCACGCAAAGUUACAAUUUUCCCGAAAAAUCAGCUAUUUGCAUGCUUAAUUAAUGCAUUUGCCUAAUUUGCAUAUGUCAGCAAUAUGCAAAUUAGGUAAAGGCAUUAAUUAAGCAUGCGAAAGGCUGACUUUUUAGAACAAAAUGAAUAGUUAAAGGGCUUAAACUAAACCAAAUUGUCUGAAAUUUUGUACAGUAAUUAAAAACCCGACAACGUUUCAAUCUAUUAACUCAAAAUAUGAUUACAGCUUUUACAUUUUGUGCGCGAGCCAUUUUAAUUUGUUGGAAAAGACACCCCCCCUGGUCCACAAAAUUUGAGUUCGAGAAAUUUUUUUCAUUAUUUUACAUUAUAAGUACCCAAAGAAGCUAUAUAUAUAAAAACCAGAUACAAAUAGGUGUUUUGCGAAAUUGAGAGCAAUUUCAAAUCUGUUCAGUUUUUUUUGAUACACCCUGUAUAGUGUUUGUGAACUAUAUAUUGAAUACUGAUUAGUUAUUCCCAUUUGGAUUAGUUAUUAGCAUAUUAAUUAGCUAUAUUACAACCCUGCCCUUGGAAACUAUGAGAAAACGAGCAAGACUUGUCACCAUGUAUAAGAUGUGCCAUGGUUAUCUAGAAGGCAAUUGGGGAGAAUAUCUGAUCCCAAAUAAUGAGAAAAGAACACGGGGUAGUCACCAGUUUAAGUUCAGAAUUCCCAAAGCAAGAAUAAACAUUUUUAAAUAUUCAUUUUUUACAAGGACAAUAAGUGAAUGGAAUAAACUAUAUUAUAUAAUACCUUAUUGAAUUCUGAUCGUUUAAUUGGCUGUUUAUGGUCACGUGAUAUUGAAUGGAAAAUUCCAUUUCCCAAGAGUGCAAUGGAAUACGUUCCAUUGCACUCUUGCGAGUGCAAUUGUACUAUACGUUUUGUUCCAUUGCACUCUUUGUGUUUUCGAUAAAUCGCAUCCGUCAAAAUGCUUCUCGUACGGUGAUCGCAGUUUAUUUUAACCCGAUAUUCGAAACUCAGUAAAUGGGAUUUAAUGCAAAUACGACUCGUCAAAAUGGCGAAAUCUUACAGUAAACCUUUUAAUAUUAGUCUAUUUUGGUAUUAUAUAAAACAAAUAAUGAAUGUUUUUAUUCGUGCAAUGGUAAGAAUAUUUUCAUUCGGUGAAAGAUGGAAUGUUCCAUUCAACUCGGUGGUCGCCUCGUUGAAUGGAACAUUCCAUCUUUCACCUCAUGAAAAUAUUCUUACCAUUGCACUCAUAAACAUUCAUUAUUUGUAUACCAGCUGACACUGUUACUGCUAAAUCUUUUGACAUUUUUAAAAACAGCUUAUUUUAAAAAUUAAUUAAUUGAACGAUUUUAUAAUAGUUUUAGUGUAUAUUUAGUUAGUACUGAUUUUUAAUUUAUAGUAGUUGGCGCGAUAUCCCUCAAGGAUUUUGCCGACUUCAACCAAUGUUAAUGUAAAUUAUGUAGCCUAAUAGCCUUGUUGAGUCAAUUUUGAUCACUUGACUAGUAAUCACUACAGUGUCAUAUUACUCAAAUAGACAUAUAUCAAUAUUAUAAAAAUCUAUUAAACAUUAACAUUCAUUUGUAAAAGCUGACCUUUAUAUCCUAUGUAUACUGCAUUUAUAUCGGUUAUCCUCGAUAUUAAUAGCCUUCUGAGUUCUGACGGUCUUUAUUUCAACCGCAAAAAUUUGUUGUGUAAAUCAAAAUUCAUAGCUAAAUCUCAAUCAAGAUACAUGUAUAAAUGUAUUUACAUGUGCCUGGCGCGCAUCUUGUUCGCUUAUAAAUAUUGUUAUGCUACCAAAACGAAAUAAAAUGAAUUCACAUUAAAUUUACCUUAUUGCACUAUUCAGAAUAAAGAUCUUGGUGCCAUACAUCUACUCAAACAGUCAAACUGUAGUUCGUGCUACUCAUUGCGCCUAGCAACUGCUCAACCGAACCAGUCUCCGAUAUAGCGUCGAUUUUCCUCCCAAGAUCAGCCCAACAGGCAACAACAGUCUUGUAAGACAGCUAAAUCAUUCACCGCAAAUGCGGAUUGAACCGUUUCGUAAAUACUACAAGCCAAGGAGCAGCAGACAUUUCCGAAUUUUCCAUAGAAAUCUUUAAAUUGAAUCUUUCGACAAAGCUCCAAGUACAUGACACUAGCUUCGAAUGAGCGCGCGCUCGGAAAGGCUUAAUUACCACGCGUCAAAUAUUAAUGAUAUUCCAACAAAUGGGGCACCCCUGACUUUUGUAAAUAGGUCAGAACUCCCCACAGAUCAGUCAAAAUCGGAAAAAAUCGCUUGUUUUCAUUUGAAAUAAGCGUCUAGAGUCUAGACCAAUCUAGCCUACAGUGUAGACCCCAGCAGAAACGUGUUUCUGCUGGGGUCUACACCGUAGGCUAAGACCAAUCAGAACACUGGAUUUUGACUUUUUGACUGAUCGACUUUGCGUAUGUCAGCUGCUCACUGACUUGACUAAGCUCGUCGUCUCAGCCACUGUAUGAAAUUUGAUCAUAUCACUGGACUGGAAUGUUAAUUGCUAGCGCUGCAUGAUAAUAGAUACUGGACUGUUAUAAGGUGCCGCUGCAUGAUAAAAAAUAACUGCACUAUUGGUCGAAUAUUUAAAGUGGAAGUCAAGUCCGUUAUGCGCAUCGGUUCUGCGCAUCGGUUCUGCUCAUAACAAUGUGAACUUUAAUGUCAACAUUGCCUAAAUUUCGAAUGUUUCGAAUUUUUCUGAACAUAAACUCUAUUUCAUAUUCAUUUAGAAGCAUAGCGAACCAAAAUGGUGUUAGAUAUUCAGACAGUACAUCAUAUUUUAAAAAAUACAGCAGUUCAAUAUGUGAACAAUUGCAAUUUUUACGUUAGUCGCUUGACCGGUUUGACGACCCCCAAUCUCGUUCCCCGAGCCUGCGAUCCUCGGGAAGGAACGUGAGGCUCUGAGAUAAUCCGUUUCAAUGAGGAAACUGAUUGGCCGUUCAAAUGGAUGCACAGUUCAAUCUUAGCCAGGAUUCCUGGUUUCCGGCAGCGGAUUAUCCCAGAGCGUCACGUUCCUUCCCGAGGAUCGCAGGCUCGGAGAACGAGAUUGGACGACCCCUAGAUCGGCAACAUACGCAACAUCAGCUUUUUAUUAAAGCAAACCGAGAGGCGAUACCGAUCAAUUCUUGAAGAAAACUUGUUUUGAUCCUAUAGUAUAGCUCAGUGUUUUGAUCUCGUGGCGGUAUAGCCUGCGAUUCGCAGGCUAGUGGCGGCAAAGCAACCUCGUUCCCAGGCUUUUUCCUCUUGGCGGGGGCACUGCGCCCGCGCUACUUGUUAUUCUUCAGCGGUAGAUUUCCGGAAUACUUCAUGUAGAAUCAAAAUUAAUGUACUUUGUUAUGAUUCGAAAAUGGACUCAAAUUUCAAGUAUAAAGUUUCACUUUGAAUUUAUAUUUUACAUAUAAAUUUAAUCGGUAUCAUACUUGCAAGGUGGGCCCUGUGGCUGUGGCCUGUUCUGGCUCAACCGUUUCCGGCUUCCGCAAAAGAAGAGUUCAGUAUAAAUAGCAGAGAGGAAAGAAAGUUUAUUGCUAUAAAGUUUUCAUUCGAAAGCCGGAAAGCGUACAUCUCGUUUAUUUAUAUAACAAAAAGAGCAGUAGAGUCGUUUAAAAGGGCAGUAUAGUGAAAUAUUAAAGACGUAUUAUCACAAACUCUUGCUAAACGAUGUCGUAAUGUGUGCACUGUGGUUGUGUAAAUGCUGAUAGAUCAGAUGACAGAUGUCUACACAGACUACAAACGCACCCCCACGUCUCUUGACCGAUCAUACUCCGUCUGAUGACACAGAGAACAAUAUUGACAUUAUGUCUUCGACCGAAAUGAGAAUGAACGCAAGCGAUAUCACCGAUAUUUCAAAUGUAGAGGUAAGCUCGUAUUGAAGCACUUUUAAAUAAAAUAUCGUUCAUAUAUCGUUAAAUUAAUGCGGGUUUGCGUUGAACCUGAGGCGUUCACACUGUUUAUUACUCUUUGUUCACUUGAGGUUGAUAUCAUGAGCCUCGAUCGUCAUGAGCCGUUUGUUAAUAUUGUUUGUUUAUUGUCCUUGCUGCUUUAUACAAUUGUUUGUUAUGCAUAUCUCAAUGUAAAUGGGGGUCCAGCCAAAGCCUGCAGAUAUUUUGCCUUGAAUGCUCAUCCAUGCAGCCAGGAAUUUGAACAUCAAAUUAUGUGUGACUAAGGGAGCAUUCAUUUUUUAGCUGUGGGGGUGGGCCGGAGGAACUGAUGUCUAAUUCCAUGCCAAAACUUGGAACCCCCAAGUGAAAAGUUGAUAAAAAAUUAUGCCCCCCUAUUUUUUUUACUGAAAAUUUUUUUGACCCCUCAUCCUAACUAUUAAUAAUCUACACAGUGGCGUUUCCGUAGCGAUUCAGGGCCGUAGGGAGCUCUUUUUGAUUGGGGAGCUGAAAGCGAGGUCCGAAGGCUCGAGGAAAUUUUUAAAUCUAGAGUCUCUGAAAUGCCAUUUCCUGGACUUUGGGGGAAGAUUUGACAGAAUUCUGAUGGCCAGAUAACAGCGUCUUAGUAUGUCGAAAUUGACAAUUUGGUAGUACUAAAUGGGCGAACGCGUAUUUAAUUAACCAUAUAUUGGAUAACUAGGAUAAGUUGCAGGAAACUGUGGGUACUAUUUUCAUUCUUUGCAGUUUGUCAUGCAUAAUGUAGCCGCUUAAAAUUAAUAAAGCUUAAAAUUGAUAAUGGUCGUGAUGAAAUGCAUGCAGACCUUGAAAUCAUGCAUGAUUUUGAAAUCAUGCUACGGUCCUGCGUUUUCUUUCAUUCAUGUUUUCACACAAAAACGGAUAAAAACGAGGCCAAAUGACAAAAGUCAUGGAAACGUUUUCCUAUGGACUGUGUGAAAAGACCAUCAAAUGAAUUUUGCUUCUUUGUUAAAGAUGACGAGAUAGUUUCUAGACCUUUUUACCAUUCUUCAUCCAAAUAUUUCCAAAUUCUAUAAAAUUAUAUUGGUGACUUUUUCACUGAUUAUUUUUAUGACCCCCUCCAUUUAUACCAAAACUUUAAAAAGACCCACCCCUUUGAAGCAUGACGAAAUUGGCUGACCCACCCCCAAAUUCCUCUGCCCCCCCAGCUAAAAAACGAGUGCUCCCUAAAGGUCAAAUUUGUUCUGAUGCUCUUUAAAUUAUAAUCUGCUGCCAAGAAUGGUUGUUCUGUAGGAUUUUUGUAAGUGUAUGUGGAUUUAAUCUGACAUACUUGAUUGAUAUUCAUCUUCCCAGGUAGGGGAUCCAGGUGUCUUCUUUGAAGAUUUUGAACUCUAAAGGAGUAAAGUGCCAGACCUUGAAAUGAAUUAUUCUAGCCUUUCUUGGAUCCCAGGCUUUCUUGGAUCCCAGGCCAGGGGGAAAUAUUUUCUUUGAAAACACUGUCAUCAAAUUUAAUUAGGCCAUGAGGGGGAUAUUUUCUUUGAAAAUACUGUCAUAAAAUUUAGUUGGUUUAACCGUACUUAAAUUUUGACGCUUACAGCUGUUAGGCUUUAACUGUGCUUCACAGCUCUUAACUUCACUCUUAUUCAAUUAAUCAAUAAAUUGGAUAUUGGAUAAUAUUAAUUAAUUCUAUGUUACUAACAUUAAUUAGCAACUUAGGUUUUAGCAUUUCAAAUUAACUUGUAAUAAACGCUUAUACGUAAUAGCUUAUUACAGUUAUACUUAUAACUUAUAAGCGUUUAUUACUGCGUAGUUUGACAUUUGAAAGUUGGCACUUGGAACUUAAUACUGUAAUUGACUAAUGUAAUUGUAACACUCUGUAUUUCAGAGUGACAGUCUCACUUGUCACACUAGAACUGCUUCAUGCAACCCUGCUACAUUUUCUUAUACUAUGACAACUAUGUUGUGGAAUGUGGAACGUGCACCCAGGGAAACUAUUCAAAAAAUAUUGCAAGCGAAACACUAAACUUGAUUUAUUUAUUUUUAAGCAUGGAUUUAUUUAUAGUGAAUUUAAGAGACUGAGAUACCAUUAUUAUUUAUAUUUUAUUUAUUAUAUUGCAAGGAAUACAUUAUUUUAAAACAUUUAGCAUUGUUUUCGCCAGUAGAGAUGAUCGACACAUGCACAAGUGCCCGUAAUUUGGAGAUGUUAGCAGUGUGGAUACUUUAUUCGGUGUAUUAUAGUUAUCAGUUGAGGCAGUACAAAAAUAAAUGGAUGAUUUAAAUUUAAGGUAUUUAACGACAAGUUGAAAAAACUGAUGAUCGACUGUUGUUAAUCCUGUUAACUUUUUAAGAAUUUUCAAAACUUGCUGGGCCAAAGAAAAUUGAAAAUCCUUUCUAGCAAUCAAAAAAUUUUCUAGGAACAUCGUUCCCAGGAUCCACCGGGUUGGUGGAAUCAAUAUUACGGUCUGGUACUUCUUCUUCAGCCACGUACCACGUAGGUACGCGGAACUCUUCCUAUCUGUGUACUUACUUUUUGCUGGUACCACAUACACGACCUUUCCAAGCCCAAAGUUAUUCAACACCGUAAUUUAGUUGGUAUGUCUGAGAUCUUGGCAUUAAGCAUGAUUGGAAACGUUGGAGUCGAUUGUUUGUAUGUGCAAUAAAUUGUGCUUCUUUUUCUACCUCGUAGUCUGGACAUACUUUUCAGAAACCUGUACUUUAUGAACCUUAUUUUAAAGACUAAGUAUACACAUGAGUAUUGAGUUUGUACUAGCGCAAGUAUGCUGCAACAACCAUUGGCAUACCAGUCAGGUACGACUAAAAAUCUUGAAUUAUUGCAUGCUCUAAAGUCCAGGGAAAUGUGAUUUCAAGCAUUUUGGCGAUGUGAUUUUGUAGAAUUCCACAGAUUACAAAGUACAUCUAGCACAUGAUUUUUUAUGAUCUCACAAAUGUGCCUUCUCCCAGACAUUUAUCCUUGGAUUGAAUUAGAUUCACUAGGGUGCAAAUUAGGUGCAAAUCUGUCCAGUCCGACCACCCCACAGAUCAGUCCAAAUGGUCUCUUGACUAAUCAAAUGAGCAGGAUAGGCCACCUGAUUCUGUGAGAUUCUUACAUUUUACCGCUGCUCUAUAGAUAAAGCAUAUUGUUUGUUUUAAAACUGAUCUCAUAAACUGGACUAUGAUAUGAAUUUCAUAUUAUAAUCGCAAAGGUAAUUAAUUAUUCAAAUUUCGAGAUAACAAAGAAUUGUUUCUUGGCAAAAAAAUAUGUCAGUUGAACGCGACUGAUUGGACGUACCCUAGAUCCACCCCUGCCACCCACAGGAAUUGCACUUCAAACUUCAAUUUUUAUUAAUUAGCCUUUCUCACGCCGCCAUUUUUUGGUGGCUUUUCAGCCGAAGUCUGCAAGAUACAGUAAGUCUACAUAACAGCGACUUUUUAUAUUUUUUUGGACAAAUGAUGGUAAAUUUGCUUUGUUUUAAUUGCCUGCAUUGGUUAACAAGAAUUAGAUACUACCCAAAAAUGGCGGAUAUUCGUCAUCAUGAGAAAGGCUAAUUUCCCACCCCUUGACUGCACCUCCCUCCCCCGGGAUUUACAUGAUUGGUUUCAGUGCUUUCCCCUACAGCAUCUUGGAUACCAAUACCAUAGUCAACAAAUUUGAAGAACGAUGAUUAUUUUAUAGGGAUGUGCCAGAUUCUGUAUACCAGUAUCUGAUACAGUAUCUGGUAAAAUAUAGACAUUUUAUUUGAACGGAAAAAAUGUUUUAUUUGUCUGUUACAAAAUUGUGAAACAGGAACAAUUAUAUGUCUCUCUGCUGUAGAUUGCCUGCCGACUCCUGUGUCAUAAUAUUUAAAUAUUAAGAUGUACAUGAGUACAGUAAACCAUGAACUAUAUUAUGGGUAAAAAUAGUCAAGUAUUGUCUAACUAUCGCCAUUUGUAUCUGGUAUCUGCUUGUUAUCUGGAAUCCGGUUACCAUACUGUAUGCCAUGUUUCCCUAAUCAGUGUCCUGUAAUACUCCACUAUCCGGUACCAUCCUGUAUCCAGGAAAGUUGGAUGUAAAUGCUAGAUGGCGUCGCAAAACAGUAUCCAAUUGACACAUCCCAAUUAUUUUAUAAUAUUCCAUUUUUUCAUAUGUUUCUUCAGCCUUAGCUCCCUUUCUGGCCACUGGGCCUUUCUGACCCCCAGUACAUUUGUGCAUCCAAUGCUUUUAUCAUUACAUCCUUUGUAAGUUUUGGGGUCCAGUAAGGCUUUCUAGGAAGGAAGGAAGAAUAGAUACUGUAGAAAGAUUGCCUCACAGUCAGUGCUGUAAAAGUUACUCAUUUUUUGGAACUAGUUACUGUUACAGUUACAUUCCCAAAAAAGGAACUAGUAACUGGUAAAAGUUACAAAACUGCCGUUACAAAAUUACUUCAAUAUUUUUGUAACUUGUUACAAGUUACUUCAAGUAAGAAAAAACCCAGUUUUUUUCAACUUAAUGAUUAGUGGUCAUCAGAUUGACGUUAAUUAUUUGUAAACGUUAUGUAACCUUACCACUAAUGGAUCUCUCAGCUGUGUUAAGCACUGAAGCAUGCGUUGUCGUAGAAAACCGUGAGGAGAAUUUCGAGAACUGAGAGGUGAAUUGUAAGUUUUAACCACAAGAAUGUAACGAAAAAAGUAACGUAAACGUUGGCUAUAAAAGUAACGCGUUAUCGUUUCAUUUUAGGCCAAAAUGUAACUCGUUACAGUUUCAGUUACCUUAUUUUUAAAGGUAACUAGUUACCGUUACAGUUACUCAAAAAGUAACGAUUACUUGUAAUUUCGUUACUUGUAACGAAGUUACUUACAGCACUGCUCACAAUAUUAAUUAUCCUAUUAGAAGGAGUGGAAAAAUGUAUAUGUAGCAUACAAGUGCUCGCAGGGAAUUUUAUACACUCAGGCCUCAGCUGCAGGAAAUUACCGUAUUGCUACAUAUAUUUGACACAAAAUUAUUGUGCAGGGAAUUUUUUAUCUUUAGGUAGUGCUCACAGGAAGAAAAAUAUUUGUCAUCCCUGCUCAUUAGUUAGUUGGUCUAGGGGAGUAGGGGUAUUAAAUGGAACCUAUAUGGUUUCCAGUAGGCUCCUAGUCUUGUUAAAUAAUAUAGUUUAUUUUAUUUAUUGUACAUUAAAUAUUUUGGAUGAACUAUAUAAGUGACUAAAUAAAAAACCCGAAAAAGCGUCUGACCAUCAAAAACAUGCAGGGCCUGUGUACCGUUUUGCCAUAAUGAUCAUGAUAUGGUUAUAAAUCUGGCACAGUGACUGAAAAUUUUGCCAUUAUUUUGGAGAGUAGUAUUUAAUAUCAAUUAACUGUUUAAUUAACAUACAUCCGCUACUGAGAGAAAUCCACCCAUGAAAUAAGGUUAGGGUUUACUAAUUGUAGUCUUGACUAGUUUCCUACAUAUAUCAGCGUGUCUUUGCCUAUAGUAACUUAAUUAUUGACCGCUACAAUAUUGACAUACAAUAGUAAUAUAACCUGUCAAAUGCUCCUGAUAAACAUUACAGUCUCCUUUCGACUGCCAGUCUGCAGUCUUCGACGGGUAGAUAUAUAAUGUGCUAGUGAUAUAAGAUAUGAUACAGAGUGAAUAGUGCUAUACAAAAGCGGUUUACAAUUACAUUUACUGACAAAAGACAAUUACUGACAGUUCCGCCUGCGUAAAUAUAUUGUGUAGAAUUUAAAGUUUUUUGAGCAAAAAGCGAUAUUGUUCUGGCAAAUGUUUUGAGUUGUUAUCAGCGUUGUUUUGAGUUGUUAUCAGUUGUUAUAAACUCAAAACAUUUGCCAGAACAAUAUCGCUUUUUGCUCAAAAAACUUUAAAUUCUACACAAUAUAUUUACGCAGGCGGAACUGUCAGUAAUUGUCUUUUGUCAGUAAAUGUAAUUGUAAACCGCUUUUGUAUAGCACUAUUCACUCUGUAUCAUAUCUUAUAUCACUAGCACAUUAUAUAUCUACCCGUCGAAGACUGCAGACUGGCAGUCGAAAGCUUGUUAAUAAAUAAAUCUUUUUUAACCAGAGAACGUUUACACAAUUAAUUAUGAAUCCUGGUUUCGCUUCCAACAUUUUUAAAAAAUUACAGUCUCCCUUGAACAUUUUGAAAUAUUGUCCACCGGUAAAAUGAACUACAGUAUACUUAACAAUUAUUCAGUGAGAUUGAGCAUGAUAUGAAGAAUUAUCCAGGCCGAAGUUUGUGUUAUCAUCCAAUGCCAAUGGCUAAGGUUGGUAUAACACAAACUCGGGGCUUAAUAAUUCUCCAUAUCAUAAUAAAACCGAUAAAAGGAAUAAAAAAGACAUCCACACGUAUAUUUCUAUUAUUCCGUGAACUGAAAUCAUCAGUUUGGCUACAUACAGUAGUGAAUAUUAUUUAUCCAAAAUUGUGAAUAUCGAAUACGAACAAGCGUUAGUUCGUAUAUUCUACAUGACAUAUACUGAUAUACAACAUGUAUAUCUACGUUAUUAUGACAAAUUCUCGUACAUGCAGAAUUUGGCUGUCAGUCGUAUACUGUAAGCGGCGAAAAUUCAAUCUCCUUACAGCAAUUAAUUAAUUCAAUUCUGUGCGAGAUCGUGAGUUUUUAUUAUUUUAUAGAUUCGUGAUAACAGCUUGGUUCAAAUUACGCAUGGUUCACUCAAUCCAACAACGGUUUCUCUUUUGCGCUGUAAGAAACAAAUCGUUAUUCCCUUUUACAAACUGCUUGGAAUUGUAAGUACCAUACUUUUAAUUAGCUUCGAUCGUUUGACCACACGCACUCAUCAAAUCUCAUCAAUUUUGAGAUGGUUCAAAUUAUGGUGAGAGCUGACGAGAGUAUAUGCGCAACGCGUGCGCUAAUAAUAUCCAGUCAACUUUCAAGUAUAAGUUGAUGCAAAUAACUGAGAUAUAACUGUGUUCACAUUACUCGCCUCGCGUAUUUCUACACUGACUGCUUAGGUAUAACUGUAUGGAGAUUAUGUAUGGAUAUGUUUAUAUCUAUUGAUAUAUUAAAUAGGAUAUUUUUGUGCAACUCAGAAUAUCGAGAAUAAAGUUGUUUUAAUUGUUUGUUUGGAUUUUUGUCCAUCAAUGCCACUUUUGAACUUUUCAUCACAGUUAUAAUACAACCUUUCCAAGUCUUUAAUUAUACGGUUUUGCAAAAUUAUUAGCAACGAGAACAAGGUGCUGUUAAUUCAAACAAAGUUGUUUGAAUUUUUGUGUUUGCGCUAGCGCAGAUACUGUAUAUUGCUAUCGUCUUGUUAGCUGUUAGCUUGUAGCCAAUCAGCGGCUCAGAAAAUUACGUCAUUAAGAAUACAGCAUUUAUUUGGGAUUCAACAUGGCAGCCUUCGAUGGAUUCAACAUGAGCGCCUUCGAUGGAACUUACUAACAGCAACGCAAUCACGAUUACGAUUAACGUUUCUAUAGCGCAAAUUUACAUGUGGAUAUCAUCAAAUGCGCUGACCUAAUUACAGUACUUACUUGGUCUGGACUAUUUAACUUUACAACAAUUGUGAUACCCACUUUUCCCUGCGGGAGGAAACCGGACCACCCGGAGAAAAUCAUCGACUUUCGGCAGAGCGUUGACAGACUCUUUUCGUAUAUGUCCCUAGCGAGAAACGAGGCCACGUUCUAGGUAGGUAGUGAAAGGUGCUUGCUCUGACGACUGCGCCAUCGAAGCCUCCACAGUCUGAUCGUAUAAUGGCAAAGGUUUUGUUGAGAAAGUAUCAAAAUACAACUUCCUGCCUUGGCGUUGAAUCAAGCCAUGCACUCCGCGUAACAAAGAAUUACCACUGAAAUUCAUAAUUAAUGAGUGAGAAUUUUGUGCUGGACGUCAUGUUGGCAUUUUGAUUAAUCUUUAAUUUUGUCUGUAAAAUUGCACUGUUGUGAGUGUUGUCAGACGAUUCAUAACAUAAGACUGAUUUAUUCAGUAGACGUAUUACGGGUAAAACAAGAUCAUGCCUUGUUGCAGGAUUAACUCAUGCCAGGCAGUGAAACUGGUAUAUGGGAAACAAGUUUCCAAAAACAGAAUUAAAUUUGUGUUACACCACAUUUUUAAUAUAGCCUACUGUAGUUCUAAACCAUCGCAAAUGUGACAAUAAUUUUAAAGAUCAAAGGUACCAUAAGAUUUCGACUGGCUAUUCUUUAAAGCGGGACUUCUAUUCCGCGGAGGUCGAGGGAACCAUCUUGCAGGGAAGGGGCUUUACACUCGCUGUUAAUGACGGUUUUUUAGCUGCUACUAAAUCGUUGCCGUCACUUUCUUCUAUACGGAUAAAUUAUCUGCAGAGGAACCUACUGUAGUGUCUCAUAAUGCAUUUCUGUUGUUGAUGCUGAAUCGCGCAUUAAAGCGGUUAAAUCCAAUGAAGCCCCAGGUCCAGAUUCUCUGCCAAAUUGGAUUCUCAAUAGUUUUUCAGUAGAGUUUCGGAACCUGUGACAAUUAUCUAUAAUCCUUCCAUUAACCAAGCACAGAUCCCAAAACAGUGGAAGGAAACAAAUGUUAUUCCUGUCUCUAAGACACCCCUGGUCACAGAUAUACAUUCAGACCUACGGUCCAUAUCUCUAACUGCAACACUGUCAAAGAUUAUUGAAUCCUUCCCAUUUCAAUGGGUUAUGGACGCCAUUUAUCCUAAAUUGGACCCAAUGCAAUUCGGAUCUUUAAAAGGCUGUUCUACAGUAGACGCAGUAAUCAGCAUGUUCCAUUGUUGGUGUUCUAACACCGACGGCAAUGGUGAAUCUGUUCGUGUUUUCCUGGCUUCCUGCUUGAUUUCAGCAAAGCAUUUGACAGAAUCAACCAUAAAAUUCUGAUAAAAAAGAUGCAUCUUAUUACUUAAUAUCGACAAAUCCUUAAUAAACUGGGUCAUUGAUUUCCUGACGCAAAGAAGGCAGAAGGUGAAACUGGGUUCUACAUUAUUUGAUUGGUCCUUGGUGAAUGGAGGUGUCCCGCAAGGUGCAAUCCUUGGCCCACUCCUCUUCCUAAUUAUGGUCAAUGACUUGGCUAUUAAUCAUAAAGACAGAUGGAAAUGUGUUGACGACACUGUAGUCUCUAAAACAAUCGGGAAAGGUUGUCAAAGUAACCUGCAAUCCGUCAUUAAUGAAAUUGAUCAAUGGUGCACGGAAAAUUAUAUGGUGCUUAGCCACUCCGAGUGCAAGGACCUAAUUAUUUCGUUUGUUAAAGACAUAUCUAAUUUUCGACCUUUGUUUAUUAAAGACCAACAUAUAUCCCCGUAUAUUCAAGUAUAUACUACAUGUAUUCGGCCUGUGCUUGAAUAUGCAUGUCAAGUUUGGAAUUUCAACUCCCCUGAUUAUUUAAAGGAGAGAUUGAAAGAAUACAAACGAACCUUACAUCAUAUAUGUCCUAACCUUACGUAUAUGUCUUAACCUAUCAUACCCCACAGCUUUAGAAGUUAAUGACAUAUCGUUUCUUUCUCAGAGAAGAAAUAAUUUAUAUAAAUCAUAUUUCAAGAAACUUCUUAAUUCAGAACAUAAGUUAAACAGUCUUAUCCCUGAUAGACGUGAAUAUUUACGUAAUUACAUACUUAUAGCCUAUGCAAUGAUCACCAUAUUAACUAAUUAAUUCAUUUUAAAACUACUAUAGAUUUCGUAAAAUACUUUAUCCCUUAUCCGCAUAUAACGAUUCUUUGUUAACAUAAUUUCUAGUAAUAUCACGGGCAAUAGGACAGGUGUAGUGUUGUUAAAUAGAAAGUUAGAAAUGGUAUUAUACUUGCUCAUGCAUUAUAAUUAUGUUUAAAAGAUCAGAAUAUUCAUAACUUCUUAUUUUGUUUCAUAAAUAGUUCUUUAAUAUUCGAAACAAAUUCCAUAUCUGCUUCGUCUGCCAUCGCCAUGUUUACUCGUCCCAAUCUACAUGCUGCACGGCAUUGCUGCCCCUCCUGGCAAAAUAAUAAGCAAGCGAGAAAAAUUAAGGAGAAAAUAAGAGGGUAGGAACAUUGUGGGCGUUUCGUGGGUGUGUCAUCGUUCUGGGCGAAUCGGCUUUCGCAAUCUUGUAUCACAUGACUAAUUCAAAUCGUCAUAGGCGGGAAGCAGCAUUACGUCAUCCCUACGUCAAAUAAAACGUUUUAAAACGCGUCGAGGAUUGUCGAGGAUACGUUUGUGCCAUAUAUGGAAGUUAUGGAUACGUUUGUGCCAUAUAUGGAAGUGUCACUGCAUCCAGCUUAUGACAACGAUGUUCCUACCCUCUUAUUUUCUCCUUAAUUUUUCUCGCUUGCUUAUUAUCUUGCCAGGAGGGGCGGCAAUGCCGUGCAGCGUGUAGAUUGGGACGAGUAAACAUGGUGAUGGCAGACGAAGCAGAAGUGGAAUUUGUUUCGAAUAUUAAAGAAUUAUUUAUGAAACAAAAUAAGAAAUUAUGAAUAUUCUGAUCUUUUAAACAUAAUUAUAAUGCAUGAGUAAGUAUAAUACCAUUUCUAACUUUCUAUUUAACAACACUACACCUUUCCUAUUGCCCGUGGUAAUAUUAUUUACGAUUAGCUUUUACCAUGUAUUUUAAAUGUGAACUCAGUACAAUUCAGCUGCUAGCUGCCAUUAGGAUUUUUAAUAAAUUCAAUUCAAAUAUUCUUCAAGGACGUGAUAUGGUUUUGACCAAUCGACAAACAGGAAAAUUGAACUUUGACACUCGCUAUAUAUAAUAAAUUAAAUUAAAAUGUUAAUUAUUAAUGUUAAAAAUAAUCGAACAUUUCGUAAAUUGUUACACUGCAUGUUUACGUUAUUUUUUUAUUUUUCCAUCCAAUGUUUCUCAGUCUAUAUAAUUCAUUGAUUUGAAUUUAUACUUGUAGAUUGCUUGGCGGCCGUUUGGUGGUAUGAGCCGAACGCAGUAUGCCGUAAUAAUGAAGUUAUUCAAUGUAGUCUAUCCCGUCAUGAUUGUAUCACUGUUACUCUUCAGCUACGUGACAAGCGCUGUUGCUUGCCGUGGAGAAUCUAAG
Messenger RNA from Paramuricea clavata, 17497 nucleotides. The record is from the annotation of a GenBank genome assembly. NCBI's taxonomy places the organism in Eukaryota, Metazoa, Cnidaria, Anthozoa, Malacalcyonacea, Plexauridae.